CCUAGUUUAGCGGUUACGUUUGGGCAGUCCCGUCCAGAACCGCUAUAGUUUUGCCCGUUUUGUGCAAAGUUUCGGGCCUGCAUUUCAGAAAAACCCAGCAGCGGCCGCCCAUGGCAGCCAUGAUGAAUAUUAAAUCCUCUGCUGUGAUGUUUACUAUGAAGGAAAACAGGCUUCCUUUAAGUGCACAGCAAUUGAAAUCGAGUUUGAAAGUGGAAGGUUUGUCUGGACUAUAGGGAGAGUCAGCUUACGUUUCCUUUUUGUCUAUUCAGCUUCAGCCAUAACAAUUUAAGAACAGCGGAGGAUACUGUAACACUACAUUGGCCUCUAAGGUGACCUGAUCUGAUAAUUAAAGCCUCUGGAACCUCCUCCCACAGCUAGAAAGGUCACAUCUCAGCAAAAACAUGGACCCAUCUACUCGGGUUGUGGGCCUGGACGCCCAGGGGAACAUGGUUUUCACCGUGGUGAAACCCGUAAUGGGCAUCUUCCAGGUGGCUUCUGAACAAACUGGCAAUGUGGCACAUGGCAGCAUGGGGCUCCAGAGUUUAUCUGAAAACACAUUAAUUCUCCCUCAAGUGCAGGGCCAGCUUGACCAGAACCAGAUGGAAAUGCACACCUUGCAGCCUCAUAUUCAGAUGCCUCAGAUGCAGGUUUCUGCCCCAGAGCAGACUGAGGUUGUGCCCCAGAAUCAGGACCUGCCUCCAAACUCGAGCACAAAUCCAGAGUCUGCCACCCACAUGCCUUUCGCUGAGGUGUCGUCACUUCUGGAUCCCAACAUGAAAGGAUCUAAGGCUCGGAAAUAUCUCAUCUCGUAUGAUGAAAUCAAGCGGCGCCUGCAGGCCCCGGAGAAGAUGUCGCUGCGCUCCCUGGCAGCCUACACUCGGGUCAGCAGAGGCCCGGCCAGCAAGAAAACCCUGCUGGAGUCACUGAAUGUUCUCGGCCUCACGCCAAGCACAACUACCUCUGUUUCUUCCUCUUUCUCCAAACUCACUGAAGGCGACACCCAAGCUUUGUGUGACGAUAUGAAGGACUUUGCCCAUGACUACAUCGACUACAGCAACAUGGCUAAGCAGCUCAUCCCUGAGACCAACACAGUUCAACACUGGUCCAAAAUUAUUGAAACUAAGAACCAUCUGGAGGAUAUGAGGAAAUGCUUCAUGGAGCCGGUGAACAGCGGUGCUUUUGACAACGUCACUCACGGCCUGGGUCUAGGGAUGCUGGACGCAGCGCUGGACAUGAUCAUUAUGGUUAUCGAGCAGCAGAUUCGGAUCUUGUCUGGUGCAGCGGCCUCAGACCCAGCUGACUCCGCUCUGCCAAUGCGUCGUAUCCGCAGGCGCCACCGAAAAACCCGCCCGACUGACAUUGAUUCCCCUCACAAGGCGUCGGCUGGGGUCAAAGAGCAAGGGAAGUCAUUUCGAAGGGCAAGGCUCGAGGCAAAGCCCGGAAGAAGACAAGUCAGGAAAGUGCCGCUGCGGUUCCUAUGGAAACCCAAGCGGAGCAGUGCAAGCCGGAUGACGUGCAGAGUAAUGUCCUCACUCUGGUGUCUGUUGGAUAUGAGACGGUCUCCAGUGGGCUCAAUACAACAGGGACAGUUUGACACGUAGUCUCAUGACCAGUCCAAAGAACCAAUCAUAGUCCCCGGGAGGAAACACGGGCUCUGCACACAGUGACCAUCUGUGGAGGAGAUAAGGCGGGCUCAGCAUCAACGUAUUGUGUCACAUCUUGCAGAGAGACUUAAAGGAGUUGGAUACUUUUGGAAAUACUCUAGCUUUCUUGCAGAGGUUAGAUAAGAAGAUUUGUACCACUCUCUUGUCUGUCCGUACUCUAAAUAUGUAGUUGGAAGUGGUUAGCUUUAAAAGAAGUCUGGAAACAGGUGAAAACACUUAGUCUGUUUGUGACAAAAUUAUCAAAACCCACCUGCUAGCAACUGAAUUUCACACCAAUUAACCCCUUACAUCUUAUGUGUAAUAACUACACGCUCAGAUCUGAAGUGUAAGUAGUGGUUCUAUGGUCUGGUAAUAUGUUUUCUAUACUUUCUUUGUACAGAUUAAGUCUAUGUGAGCUUUAGAAGUUCAGAUUUCACUUCAUUUGGACAGAGCUAGGCUAGCCGUUUCCCCUCUUCAUGCUACGGAAAGAUAACAAGCUGCUACUACAUAUUUCAUUUACAUAAAUGAAAGUGGUUUUGAUCUUCUGGUCUAACUCUUGGUCAGGACCGGACUGGGAUCAUAAUUCAGACAUCAACCCGGGCCAAUCCUCACAUUUUCACUAUUUCAGUAAAAUAUAUAUUUUAUUUGUUCUUUUGCUACUAAAGAAAAAUCAGCCAAAAACCAACAACGUUAUAGACACGUUCACUUUCAAAUAAUCUACUGCACUUCAAUAAUCAAGGCAUCAGGAAUAAUAUGAAUUAUUUUUGAGCAUCUUUUAGUGUUUAUUUGACACUAUGCUUUUCCCUAGAGCUCUGAUUGGACGUGUUGACGUCAUGAAACUCUGCUGAUGGAGGCCCUGCAUAGCAGUGAUGUGUGGAAGCUGUUUGUGAAUUAAAGGAGACACAGAAUCAACUGGGGAGAGGAGUUGGAACAUCAUAGUGUGCUAAAGCGUCUCUGCUAGCAUAUCUUUUUUAAUACUAUCUCACUAUUACAUUUAACACUAAUGUCUCUAGCUUAUGAGAACAUUGUUUCCACUUUACAAUAAGACUACCAUUGUAAAAGGUUAAGGAAUAGUUUGUAAUUUAUUAAUUAGGUUGUGAUUACUUUAUACAUCAUUAAUAAGCUUUUAUAAGAUGAGAGAUAAACAGGGCAACUGUGACCGGUUGCUUGCCAAAUAGGAAGCCCACAUUUAUCUGUAUUCCUAAGCCUAAUAUUGGUUACUUAGCUAACUCAAUCAGCUAGCAUCCUUGGUAUCUGCUGUACAUUGAGUUGAUUCUCCCCCCUUCCAUCUUGAUGUUUCUUGCCAUCUCUUAUGAUGGGGGGAGAAUCGACUCAGUGAACAGCAUGCUAGCCGAUGAAGCUAAGCUAAGUAGCCAUUAUAAGGCUUAGUCAUCUUGCCAAAUAGUGAGCCUGUGUUGAUGUAUGAAAACUAUGUUACAACUGGUUUCUAAAUGGUUCUUAAUGACUAAUAAAGUGUUUACAACCUAAUUAAUAACCUAAUUAUAAAGCCUUUAUGAAUGCUUUAUAAGGGUAGUCUUAUUGUAAUGUGGUACCAGAACAUUUUGCAGUAUAAGCUGCACUUUUCUUUAAUAUUUUAUUCUCAUUUACAUACAAAAGGAAAUGGGUUAAUCAAUAGCACAUUUGCCAAAACGCAGAUCCGUCUCUUCAGGUGAAUCCUCUGUUUCUGUAGUAGCAUGUUUCAUAUGUGUGUAUUCUAACUGAAUCCAGUUAUCUUUUUUUUGUUUUGAGUGGGACAAAAUCCCACGGAUGUAUGAAGACAUGUUGAACCCUGCCUGUGCUCUGGUGUGCAGCUCCUGAUGGAGAACAGAUAGAACCAGAGGCCUGGAUUAUAUUUUCUGAUGGUGGUUCAAUGUGUCCCUGUUGCAUUUCCAAUUGAACAUCUUUCGUUCUGUACUAGAUUGUUGAAAUAACCUUUGUUACUGGAAUCUCAGGAUUUGAGUAAAAUAUAAAGAUUGGAUUUUUAUAACAAA
Molecule: messenger RNA, 3634 nt
Organism: Eleginops maclovinus (Patagonian blennie)
Lineage: Eukaryota; Metazoa; Chordata; Actinopteri; Perciformes; Eleginopidae
Exons: 5
Coding region: 402-1601 (399 amino acids)
Source: RefSeq, a predicted model, not a curated record